Molecule: messenger RNA, 828 nt
Organism: Dendroctonus ponderosae (mountain pine beetle)
Lineage: Eukaryota; Metazoa; Arthropoda; Insecta; Coleoptera; Curculionidae
Product: myrosinase 1-like
Exons: 4
Biological process (GO): carbohydrate metabolic process
Molecular function (GO): beta-glucosidase activity
Source: RefSeq, a predicted model, not a curated record
CUGGGAUUAUUCGCUCAUCCGAUUUUCGUGGGAAAUUGGCCGCAAGUCGUAAUCGAUAGAGUUGGAAACCGCAGUGCAUUGGAGGGCCUGCCACAAUCCAGACUACCAGAAUUCACUCGAGAAGAAAUCGACUACAUCAAGGGAACAUACGAUUGGUUUGGCCUGAACUAUUACACAACUGCUCUUGCCCAAUUAGCAUACAAAGUAGAUGAUCUGCCGGGUAAUGCCAGCUAUGAUAUAGACAAGGGGCACAUUAGCUUAGUGGAUGCUACUUGGAAAGUCUCCGGCACGACCAGCUGGCUGCAUCAAGUCCCUUGGGGAUUGACCAGGCUCUUAAAAUGGAUACACGAGAACUACAAUCAACCGGAAAUCAUUAUCACAGAAAAUGGUUGGUCAGACGAUGGCUCCAACUUGAACGACUCAGACCGCAUUGAAUACGUUAAUCUACAUCUAUCCAGUGUGCUUGACGCAAUUUACAACCACAAUGUAGCGGUUACAGGGUACACUCAGUGGAGUUUUAUGGAUAACUUUGAAUGGUCCAACGGCUAUACGGCCAAAUUUGGAGCGAUCUCGGUAGACUUUGCCAAUGAAAACCGAACCAGAACACCAAAAGCAUCUUUCUACUGGUACCAAAAAGUUAUCAAAAACCGGUGCUUAAAUGAGACGUUUGAUGGCGAUGUUUCGGCGGUGGCCACCCGAACUCCGCUCCUUUAUGUUGUUUCAACCGCUCUUAUAAUAUUGAAAAUGCUGUAUUAACUUACCGCUGAACUUUCCCCAUUUCCGCUGUUCCCCAUGUGAAUACCUGCAAUAAAAGAAAUAGAAUUUUAA